Vigna angularis (adzuki bean) is the source of this 1401-nucleotide messenger RNA. RefSeq lists its product as uncharacterized. The transcript has a single exon. Bases 1 to 1401 code for a protein of 466 amino acids. The record is from RefSeq and is a predicted model, not a curated record. Lineage: Eukaryota; Viridiplantae; Streptophyta; Magnoliopsida; Fabales; Fabaceae.
AUGGACGACUUCAGCACUCGCGAUUUGAUCCAGCAGCUGCAGACACAAAUCGAGGCGCAAGCACAAACUAUACGGGAGCAGCAUGAACUCCAACGCAAACAGGCAGAGGAGCUGGCAGCACUGAGGGCGCAGCAACCACUGCCAGAAUUGUCAGCCUCUAAUCGGCAUGACAAUAAUGAAGGGAGUCACCAUGGAGGGCCAUCUGACCCCUUAGCUGGGGGCAAAAAGGGACCCUUUUCCGUACGUAUCACCAAUUUGCUCCCAUUCACAGAUACCAUCAUGCAAGCACAUAUGCCGGAUAAACCUCCCCCGGCGUUGGACCGUUAUGAUGGUUCCGUCGAUCCCGACAAUCAUAUGCGUAACUUUAUAGACUCCAUGGCGUUCUACACCGACAACGAUCCCGUCAUUUGCAAAGCUUUCUCCUUAUCUCUUAAGGAUGAUGCCUUAGAGUGGUUCCACACUCUUCCACGGAACUCAAUAGAUUGUUUUGCAACAAUUGAGACUCUGUUCCGAAAACAGUAUGCAACCAAUAGAAAACCGGAGAUGACUGCUGCUGAGCUGGUGAAUACCAAGCAGGAGAAGGAUGAGACGUUAAGGGCGUUCAUGCAACGAUACAAUGAAACCGCCCGGCGUGUGAAAAAUAUCAAUCACACCUUCAUUAUCAGUAAUCUACCUUCAUGUUUAAAGCCAGGACAUUUCGCAGAACAACUGUAUGCCGACCCUCCCGCAUCUUUGGAAGAACUGCAAUCUACAAUUGCGAAGUUCAUCCGCAUUGAAGAUCUCCGGAGUUCUCGGAAGAAGCAGCAACAAGACACCUCCAACCAUGACAUCAAGAAGCCAUUCAAACGUCCAAUCAACGAUUAUAAACCAGACCGAGCACCUCGAAAAGAACUGGGAUGGAUAUCUAAAUAUGAUCGUUACACAACCCUUAAUGCACCAAGGGCAAAGGUGCUCGAAGAGGCUUUGCAUGCCGAACUCUUAACCGUACGACGAAAGGCUACCCAGAAAUAUGCAGAUAAUCGUAAAGCCUGCCUUUUCCGCAUGAAUCAUGGACACGACACUGAGGAAUGCAAUAUGGUGAAGGACGAACUGGAGCGGCUUAUCCGAGCAGGAUACCUCCAAAAUUACAUUAAAGACAGAAUCUCCACCAAAGCCACCCCUUCCCCUCGAAAGGAUCCUUUCCGACAAGGCCCCGAGCGAUCACCUCCUAGGGUCGAGCGACGCCGCAGGAGAUCACGUAGCCCGCCCCGACAAACAGAGCGGGAACGUUCGGUCCGAGGUCGGAUCGACACCAUAUCUAGUGGUUUUGCCGGGGGGAGCAUCCUCUUCAGCCAGGAAAUGCAGUUUGAGGUAUCUAAAAUCAGUACAUAUGGUCGACCAACAACCUCGGUCAAUCCCUGA